CACGUUUUGACCAAUCAGCGGCCGCGACUCAAAAUUCGAACCACAACGAAGACACGGAUGGGCUGUGGCUAAAUACACUAUAUUGCUUCAUUACGGCUUCAAAUCUUCCUAAACUGAACUUUUAUGUCAGCGAUAUUCACACGCUGGUAGGUUUUGAAUUGGGCACCUUGAUUAUAUAUUGAUAGACCGUCGGAAUAUAAGCCAGAGUGUGUUUAUUGGAGUUAACGUUCAGCAUCAAGCUAACCGAGCUAGCACGUCCGAGUAUGUUUAGAUGUUGACGAGUUUGACGAGCUAAAGAACUGUUAAACGAGGGAAAACCACAAGUCAUGGUGAAAGAGAGGGUCCAAAAGAAGUCAUACCAGCAGAGUCUGGAUGACAUAAAGGAGAAGAUGAAGGAGAAGCGGAACAAACGGCUGGCCAGCGCUUCAGCUCCGAGGAGAGGACGGCCCAGGAUCAACAAGAGCGCCGGUGAGGACACAAGACCUGCUUCUGAACCAGUUUCACUGUUAACCCACGUUUUUACGAAAGACCACACUGAAUUUAGCUUCUCAUCCACAGCUUCUCAGUUGGCUUUAAAAAGGAAUAUAAUAAUAACAAGGUCCUGAUACAAACUAUUGUUGCUAGACUUGUGGACUGUGAGAUUAUCUGAGAGAGUCCACAGAUUCUGUUAACGGUGGUGCAAGGCUAUUUUACAGCUUAUUUCAGUCUAUUGUUCUGGAUUAGGCCCUGAUCCAAAACAAUAAUACUUGGCAAAGUUAUUCUUAGACCUUUAAACACAAUUUAAUAAGAUUUGUGGACUCUAUUUGCACAAAGUGACAACUCAAAGAGGUGGAAAAAAAGAGAAAUUGUCCCUUCUUGCAUUUUCACUAUUAGAAGAACAUUUUACAAAAUUGGGACUGUUUUUAAAAGCCAGUAGGUUCCCUAUAUUAAUUAAGGUCAGGUCCAAGAAGCAUAAGUGUGGUGAGUAUGGAUCAGGACAAUAAACUGCAGGAUAACAAGAACAAAACAAAACUGCAUUUGAAGAGUGUAUGGAAAAUCCAGUCCAGAUCUGAAGAGUGUAGGUACAAAGGUUUUGGAUCAGGGCCUUGUUUACAUAUCCUUCGUCUUCUCAAGCUGCAAGUGAGAUCCUAACACCUGUCUGCAGUUCACACAGAUGACAUGUCAGUCUAAAAUGUCUUGAUGAAAUUUAAAAGGAAAAAGAAAUAUUUCAUAAACACACAAAACUUUACCAAAUGUAACCUCUGAAGUAGGUCUUUGAAUUAGUCUGUAACUAUUAACUGUUUGCAUGCUCUUAUCUUGUGAUGAUAAUUGUGUGUCUGCAGCAUACCCCUGUACAAAAGGUCUCCCUUAGGCCAACACAAGAGUAAAUUUAGCCUAUUAUUGACCAUGUUUCUUCUAUUUAUUUUUAUUCCCAGUGGCUAACUCCACUAACAACAUCCUGAAAGGCAUCCAGCAGAACAACAAAGCUCUGGCUGUCACCCUGCAGGCUGAGAAGGAGAAAGUGAGGCAGGCACAUGCAGUGAUCCUGCAGCUGAAAAGGGAGCAACAGGCCCUGUUUCUUCACCUGCUUCUGCUCAAGCGAAAACUCAAAGAUCAGGAAGCAAGUUCUUCAGAGGUAGGCUCUGAAAUCCUGUUGUCUGCCCUCAAUAUGUUACUGAACUACUCCUGGCUAAUGUCAGAAAUUUUAAAGCACUGCACCCGAGUAAGAAAGAUAAUAUUUUCUUUGUGUGUCAAUCUAGACAAAGCAUCCAAACAUUUCUGCUGAGCCUCAACAAAAGGGAGAUUCGGCAAGGUAAGGUUUAGAUUAAAAUUAAAACCCACUUUAAAGUUCCAUGACCAUAUGAACUAGAAUUUUCUAACAAUGAGAAUCUAUUACCUCUUAAUUUACAGGAGAAAGCGCACCUGCCAGAACACCGAUGAGUCUGUUGUGUGCAAAGUCUCACCAGUUUCUGCAGGUAUGCAAAGUUUUCACUAUCACUCAUGACCCCACAGAAAUGUUUGUGAUAAACCAUGGCAGGUGAUCUCAAUUGCUGAAAUUAUGUUGCUGGUCUUUUCCUUUUCCUCACAGAUCCUCAGACCUCUAACAAAAGUGAAUGGUCUGAAUGUGACACUCGGAUAGCACUACCAUCCACAGUGGGUGUCAGGCGUCGCCAUGUGGAUAGAAGAAGCAAGAGACGAUCUGAGCGAGUGAGAGAAAGGAGGUCGAUGAGCGACAGUGACAUCAUCUCAGGCUCGGGGGCGUUAAUAGCCAGUCCUAUUCACUCUGAAGACGGGAAUUCAAAUCAGCCACAGCAAGCAGCAGAGCCAGAGUUCGCAGACCCUGUUGAGACUGAAGAGUUCCAGCAUUCUACCCCUGAGCCUGACCCACAAAAGAAGACCAAUCAACAGAGGCCUGGAAGGAGACAAGCCAAACAACAGCAACCUCCUGCCAAACCUGAACCUGCUCCUCGGAAACAAGAGAGAGGCCGCAAACCGGAGCGCGCCCCGUUAAAGAAGCCUUGGGAGAAUCCGAAACCCAGAGCCCGCUCUAAGAGUCGGGACCGGUCAGCCUCCCGGGCUAAAACAGCCCCUACUUCUCAGGGUAAUCAUAAGCUCAACACCUCACUGGGGUUCAAUGACACAUUUGACUUUGACUGUGAAGAGACGAUUCACGUCACGCCGUUCAAGGCAAAGGCAGAGGACAAUCAACCAGCUACACCCAUCAGUGAAGAAUCCUCACAUGAGGGAGGUCAGACCCAAACUAAAGCUUCACCUGCAGCUUUCAAACAAAGUGAUUCCAGCUCCUCAUCACCCUCUUCUGAGUCCGAGGACAGUCUUUAUGUCCCUCAGAAGAAGAAGAGCCGAUGGAGACUGACUUCACCCGACAGGACCAAAGUGAUAGCCACGCGCAGAGGCAGGCGCUCUAUAGUCAUCAAACAGCAAGUCCCUCCAAAACAAAAGAUUAUGGGUAAGCUUCGCUCACACUUAAUAUUAACUUAAUUUGUAUUCAACUUUGUCCCAAUUAAACAACUUCUUUUUGUCUUCUGUAGUCUUCAGAGAUGAGGAAACAAGUCCGAAAGCUGAGGGGCCUAAAAAGAAAGAAGCAGCUCAUGGUCCCUCCUCUCACAUGAGCUAUUCAAACAGCCCUGACUCAGUCAGGUUAGAGCAAGAAAACCAGCCAGGUGGGAACAUUUUCACAAUAUGUACACUUCUUUUUUUUUUUGGUCUGUUACAGUGAAGCUUUAAUGUGUAACUGCAGAAUGCUGCUGUGUGUGUCCUUUUUUUCUGACCCGUGUUAUAAACUGUUGUGUGUUUGUUUUUCAGAGCCUCACACAGAGGUCAUUGUGGAGGAUUGUUUGCCUCCUGUCAGCCCUCUGGUUGAAGCUGAGAUGAUGAGAAUAGACAACGUUCUGUCUCAUUUCGGAGAUUCUCCCUGUGAAGCUCCUCCUCACCAGACACCGCAGAUGGUCAGGACAGGAAAGAGAGGUGGGUGAAUUUGUCUGUUUUCAAGCCUGACUAUCAAUGAAAUCUUGUAUGAGUGUUGUCACAAAAAAUGAGCACUGGGAGGCUGAUCACAUGUCUGUUGUGUCAUCACUUCUUCAAUCACUCACAACUCCUGUUUUCUUGUUUCUGGAUCACACAUCCUCUUUGACAUUUCCACAGGUGGGCUUGGUGUAAGGACAGGAGGGCGGGGCUUCAGUCUGUGUGAUGUUACCAAUCUGUCCCCUGCAGCCAAUCACAAGUUCUCCCGUGGUGGCUCCCGCCCCUCUGAUGCCCGAUGCUCCACCCCUGUUGUCCCUCGUAAGCGACGCUGUACCAUGGCAGUGGAUUACAAGGAACCUUCUCUCACUGCGUUAGUAUUUACCCUUUUAAUAACAUGGUAUAAUAUAAGGGGUAUUCAACUGUUCCAGAUUGUAGCUAAUGUAAGGCUAAUCUCCAUCUGCACACUCCCCAGAUUGGUUAUACUCAUAAAAGUAUAAUCAAGCAUGUACAGAAGAAAACGUUCAUAAAACCAGAAAACAUAAACUGCGUAACUUACAGGGAUAUUCCAGUGUAAAAUUAAGUUGGGGUCAAACACACUGUAACAAUGAGGGAGACCCCCUAGAGAGAUGAAUGUUGCCGACCGCUUGCUUCUCUAGUUAUACCAACUUUAGUAACAACUUUAACAAAGACCCACAUACAACAAUACAGAAGGUGGCUGUAGGACUCUACACAAGACAAACUAUGAGUAAAGGGGGAAUCAAUGUGCAUGAGGUGUUUAAAGUGCAAAGGCCAGAGUGUUAUGAUGCUGAAUCAGCUCUGAUAAGUAAACACACUGAUGCUCUUCUUACCAUAAAUGUUCUAAGAUACAGGCAUUAUUUUUCGAAUGUAACAGCUCUGACAGUUGCGUUCUCCUCCUCACAGGAAACUUCGUCGUGGAGACAAACACACAGACUUGCAGUUCCUCCAAUCCCCUAUUUUUAAGCAGAAGUCAGGCAGGAGCUCGAUGCAUAAAUCGAGGAAAUCUGUGAGCAGCAAAAAGUCGUUUGGGAAGUACAACGAGUCGUUUGUUGGAUGUCGCUGAAAGCAGCUGUCCUCUUUGUCCCCUCUGAACUCUGGCUGCUGGCGUGUGUCAUCAAUUUUAAUGUCCGCCAUUUAGAUGCUGGAACAUGUUUUUAAAUGUAUCUGUGAUAAGUUUGACAUUUUGAAAUUAUUGUUGUUGCUUUGUUCAUACUUAUUUUUCAAGGCAUUAGUGUCUUUUAACUGUCCUCUGAUUCUCCAGAGAAAAAGCUAGACUGGCAGUGGUAAUAGCUGUUUCCUUAAGAUGGCCUCACUUCUCUUUUCUCUCUGAAAUUCAGCUUUUUUUAUUGUUCGAUCUAUAAUAUGAGUGUGUAUUACUGUCUGCUUAUUUCACGUGUAUCCGUCAAUCGUAGUUCUCCCUGUGUGUUGUGAUAAUAAAUAUAAUUCCCUCAUU
Xyrichtys novacula (pearly razorfish) is the source of this 4933-nucleotide messenger RNA. The record is from the annotation of a GenBank genome assembly. Lineage: Eukaryota; Metazoa; Chordata; Actinopteri; Labriformes; Labridae.